Pelagomonas calceolata is the source of this 591-nucleotide messenger RNA. Lineage: Eukaryota; Pelagophyceae; Pelagomonadales; Pelagomonadaceae. The record is from the annotation of a GenBank genome assembly.
AUGCCGAAGACGUCGUUCCUCCGCAACUACUCCAAGACGUCGAAGACGCCCCGCCGCCCCUUCGAGAAGGAGCGCAUCGACGGCGAGCUCAAGCUCGUCGGCGAGUACGGCCUGCGCAACAAGCGCGAGCUCUGGCGCACGCAGCUCGCGUUGGCCAAAAUCCGCAAGUCGGCGCGCGCUCUCUUAACGUUGGAACCCAAGGACCCCAAGCGCAUGUUCGAGGCGCCCGCUUUAUUGAGGAGAUUGCAGAGGUACGGCCUCGUCGAGGACUCCGAGAUGGACCUCGACUCCGUCCUCCAGAUGACGACGCAGCGGCUGCUCGAGCGCCGCCUGCAGACGAAGGUGUUCAAGCAGGGCCUCGCCAAGAGCAUCCACCACGCGCGCGUGCUCAUCAAGCAGCGCCACAUUAGAGUGGGCAAGCAAGUUGUUAAUGUCCCGUCGUUCAUGGUCCGGUUGGACAGCGAGAAGCACGUCGACUUCGCGGCGACGUCGCCCUACGGCCAGGGCCGGCCGGGCCGCGUGGCCCGCAAGCGGGCCGCGGCCAAGGCCGCGGCCGGCGGCGGCGGCGACGGCGGCGAGGAGUCGGACUAG